AUGGAUCAAGGGCCGGUCGAUGCGGGACCUCUCCCCGAUGCGGACUACGAUGCUGCUUUCUCUCCCGRGCCGCGAAGGAGGAAGGAGGAAGCCAAAUCCUCCCUCGGCGAUGCACCCAUGUACUCCCGUGUGGGUGCCACGGCAGAAGAAGCGGCCGGUGAGAUUCCCUACGAUGAUGAUUCCCACAUGAACCCCACUCCAAGCAGGACCAUCCGUGAUGCCGAAUCCUUUGCCCAUCGAAUGUAUAAAUUCACCCUCUACGAGAGCAAUACUCGCUACUGGAUCACCGGAGCUGAUGUUACGGACAAGUACUUUCGCUUGUUGCGCAUCGAUCGAAAUGCUCCUCCCGGUCAAAUUACCCUCCAUGAGGAUGAGACGGUGUAUAAUCGGCAGAAGAUGAAUGAGAUGCUGAACGCCAUCGACCAGGAGGGCAAGUUGACGGGUAGCCUGAAAAUGCGCUUCUCCUUUUGGGGAGUCUUGGGCUUCAUUCGAUUCACCGAAGCCUACUACAUGCUCAUCAUCACCAAGAGGAGACAAGUCGCCAUGAUUGGAGGCCAUUUUGUCUAUCAGGUUGAAGGGACGGAACUUGUCCCUCUCACCACGGGAUCCAGCAGCUCCUUCUUCAGCGAUCGAAAUGCAGAGGAGGCGAGGUUUCUGGGAAUUCUCAACAAUCUCGACCUGACAAAGUCCUUCUACUUCAGCUACUCCUACGACAUCACCCACUCCCUCCAAACGAAUAUCAUCCGGCAACGGGAGGCGAUGAAUGAAGGAAUGACUGUCACUGCACACAACUACAAUGGAAUGUUUGUCUGGAAUCAUCACCUCCUCAAACCCGCAGUCGCUGUCAUGAAGUACCCCUACGAUUGGUGUCUGCCCAUCAUCCAUGGAUUCCUGGWUCAGACAGCAUUGGACAUCUUCGGUCGUGCCGUCUAUGUCACCAUUAUUGGGAGGAGAUCACGCCACUUUGCGGGUGCUCGCUUCCUCAAACGAGGUGUCAACGAUCUAGGUUACGUGGCGAACGAUGUUGAGACGGAGCAGAUUGUGGCGGAGAAGUUGACCACAUCAUUCCACGCCCCUGGACCGCGGCUCUUUUCCAACCCGACUUACACAUCUUACCUCCACUAUCGAGGGAGUAUACCAUUGUAUUGGACCCAGGACAACAGUGGUGUCACUCCCAAGCCCGGCAUUGACAUCAAUCUGAGUGAUCCAUUCUAUCAACCCGCUGCCUUACAUUUCGACCACCUCUUCGAGCGGUAUGGAUGUCCAAUCUAUGUUCUGAACUUGGUCAAGUCCAGAGAAAAGGUCCCACGAGAAUCCAAGCUGCUGCAUGAGUUGCAGGAAUGCAUCAAAUACCUCAACCAGAGUCUGCCCGAAGACAACAAGAUCAGGUACAAGGCGUACGACAUGUCGCGAGCGGCCAAGACCAGGAAUGGCGAUGUCAUUGGCGGGUUGGAGGUGAUUGCAAAAGAGAUUCUGCUGCAGACUGGAUUCUUUCACAAUGGAGAUGCUGCGUCGGGAGUUUCACAAGUGCAAAAUGGUGUCGCAAGGACGAAUUGCAUUGAUUGUCUGGAUCGCACGAAUGCAGCACAGUUCGUCAUUGGGAAACACGCCUUUGCUCUGCAGUUGAAAGCUCUGGGAGUCAUCAGUAAAGAGGAAGUUGCAUAUGAUACCGAUGCUGUCAACCUCUUUACAGAAAUGUUCCACGAUCAUGGCGACAACAUUGCCAUGCAAUACGGUGGGUCUCAUCUGGUCAAUACAAUGGCUACCUACCGCAAGUUGAGCCACUGGCAGAGUUCAUCCAGAGAUAUGGUGGAAAGUUUCAAACGCUACUACCACAACUCCUUUCUCGACAGCCAACGCCAGGAAGCAUACAACCUAUUUCUGGGGAAUUAUGUCUGGGCUUCUGGACAGCCAUGGUUGUGGGAUCUAGCAACGGAUUACUACCUUCACCACAGCGAUCCCCGAGCUUGGCUUCAACGCCGGAGAAGGAAUUACAUAUCUUGGUACACGCCCGAACACCUUCUCCCAAGAGUUAUGCCGCCAAGAUUGCUUCCUCCCUCGGAGCAUCUCUCUCCCGGAUGUAUCCAUGCCUUUGACGAUUACUGGCGAGAAUGCUACCGCCCAAACACCCUCUCCUCCAUCCAAAAAGUCUACGCAUACCGCAUCACCAGCACACAGAGAUAUCUUCCGGAGAGACCCUUUGGCGAGAACAAAUACGAUUUCAGUCCUUUUGUCAGGAGAGCACAUCCGCACAAACACCGCGACUCGCACGACUCUCCCGAAAAAGACAAGAAACCCCCGACCCCGCAAAGACGAGCUGUCACAAUCAUGGACCCACAUGAAGAACGUCUCGCAACAAACUUUCUCCCACCAGCACCUCUCAACACCCCGGCCAUUGGCCUCGGCUCCGCAGAAGAAACGACACAUCACAGCAUCCUGCGAGACACAAUCUACGAACAGCAUGCGCCUCAGCGAGAUAGCGAACCGAAAGAUGCGGUCGGUUUCGCAGAGACGAAUCAAGUCAAACCUGCGGACAAAGCUGUGAUGCAUUUGUGGACACUGAAUCAGUUUCAUACGCAAUCCCUACAUCCGCAUGUCAGUGAGGAGGAGAGGGAUGAGUAUGCUCAUUACAUUGAUCAUCCUUUGAACCUCCCGCUGGUCAUCACGACCGAGCUCCCCAAUGACGCCAAUGCAGACUAUGUCGAUUACGUCUCCAAAGCCGGCGGCACCAGCUUCUUCGAUGCUCUUGGGGAGGAAGGUGACGCGGCUGCAGCAGUGAGGAUUGAAGAUGGAGAUUUCGAUGGCGAGGAGGUCGGAGAGGAGGAUCUGCAGGAUUACAUGGAUUACUUGGAGGUGGGCAGCGAAGGAUUGAGUGUGCAGGAGGCGGAUCUGGGGAAGAAGAGAUACAAGGCUUAUCGGCAGUGGUUACGGGGGAAGAGUUUGUUUAAACAGAGUAAAGUUGAUCCUGAAUAUCGCGGGGUUGGGGAGGGCGCGAGUGGGAUUGCUGGGGUGGGGAUUUGA
Messenger RNA from Ramularia collo-cygni, 3021 nucleotides. RefSeq names its product related to polyphosphoinositide phosphatase family member. Gene Ontology annotation, cellular component: intracellular membrane-bounded organelle. Gene Ontology annotation, molecular function: phosphatidylinositol-3,5-bisphosphate 5-phosphatase activity. The transcript has a single exon. The coding region runs from base 1 to 3021 and encodes 1006 amino acids. The record is from RefSeq and is a predicted model, not a curated record. Lineage: Eukaryota; Fungi; Ascomycota; Dothideomycetes; Mycosphaerellales; Mycosphaerellaceae. Gene Ontology annotation, biological process: phosphatidylinositol dephosphorylation.